Cylindrotheca closterium is the source of this 609-nucleotide messenger RNA. The record is from the annotation of a GenBank genome assembly. NCBI's taxonomy places the organism in Eukaryota, Bacillariophyta, Bacillariophyceae, Bacillariales, Bacillariaceae.
AUGAAGAUCCUCAAGACGUUAUCACUUUUAUUCCUAUUCAGUUCUCAAGCUGCUUCCUUCACUCCGAGUCGUAACUCUGCCUCCAAGGUUUCAGCGACAGAUCAUGCUGGAACUGUCGAUGCUUCCGAAACCUCGCGAAGAUCCUUCUUCGAGAGCAUGGCUCUCAUUCCUUUAGUCGCUAUGUCUGUCGAAAGCGCAAAUGCGUCUGGCGGUGCAACAGCAGGAGGAGCAUAUUUACUCUCUGCUAAGCAAAGAUACAAUGAACGCGUCAAGACUGCUGUCAAGGGAUUGUUGGAAGUCGGAACGGCACUGAAGGGAGGAAGCACCAAAGAAGCAGAGGCCUACUUUGGCAGUGAGGAUGCUGGUAGCUGGAAGGACCUGACAGCAGCAGGCUACCUACUUUCCAAUGCCUUCCGAAGAAGUUCUACAACCUCUCCGGACAGUCUUCCAGCAGUGAAGAAAUACAAGGCACUCGUAAAGGAAGUGGAGGGCCUCCAGAAAAAACUCAAAAAGGGCGCUGGAAAAGCAGCAGACCAAUUCUCAACUGUAGAGGAAGCGCUUGAAAUUUGGUUGACAGAGAUUGAACUUCCCCCCGCGAAAGAAUUGUAA